AUGAUCAUUCUAUCCGCCGUCCUCUUCCUUAUCAUCGCUGCCUUGAUCGUCGUCAGCAGCAUCCUCGGCACCAAAAUCGCCAAACUCGAAAACACCAUCUCACCCCUAGCCGUCGCAGUCGCAGAAUCAGCAGCCAACGGCACCACCACCAACAAUAAUAACAACAACAACAACAACAACAAUCCCUACACCACCACCACCUCCUCCCCCGUCAACAACCUCAACCCCUCCCAAACCUCCUCCACCACCACCUCCAGCACCGCGCCCCCACCCGCCCCCCUCCCCCCCACCAUCCAAGUCGCCGGCUGGACCUACCUGGGCUGCUUCUACGACUCGGAGCGAGGGGGGCAAGCGGCCGCGGCACUUUGGCACGCAGGUGGCGGUGCAGUGCUACUGCGGGACGGCGACGCAGGCGGUGCUGGCGAGCCGGCGCGCGCCCGAUUGGAUGUGCAUGCACCAGUGUGCGGGCCGGUGGGGGAUGUCGGAGAAUUGUGGCGGGAAUUGGGUGCUGAGUUUGUGGAAAGGGAUGAGGAUUGA
Molecule: messenger RNA, 537 nt
Organism: Chaetomium globosum CBS 148.51
Lineage: Eukaryota; Fungi; Ascomycota; Sordariomycetes; Sordariales; Chaetomiaceae
Exons: 2
Coding region: 1-537 (178 amino acids)
Source: RefSeq, a predicted model, not a curated record